GUCGGUUGCUCUGAAAAAAGGAUUAUCCAAACAAAAGAAAAUGCUUCAUCCCAACAGUAGAAAAGUAAACGCUAUUGUUAAACAAAAUAAAAAAAUAGUGAAAAGAGAACAAAUGAAACAAACAGGUAUGAUGAAACAAAAUUUAAUUAGAGAGAAAAUGUUGUGGUUCAAAGAACAUAUGAAACCUAAAAUAUGUCCAUAUACUUCAGAAUUAACAGCUGAAUUACUCGAAAAAUAUAUUGCAAGGUAUGAUGAAGAACUGAAGACAAUAGCAGAUAAGAAUAAAGUUCGUAAUAAAAAAAAUCGAAGUAAUGCAAGUCGUGAAGAUAUACUUCGAAUGAGUAAAGAAAGAGAUGAAGAUGAAUACAAUGGUUGUGGAAUAGAAAUACCCAACAUCUUAAAUUCAACACAGUGCGAAAUGUUGCGCAAGUGGGACGGAGACGUGCGUUACCUUCCAAACUUUGUAUUUCGACGCUUUGGUAGACGACAUGUCGAGCAAAAUAAAAAAAUGUUAAUGACCAAUAAUGCACCUGAUACAGAAAGCUCGCCGGUGCAAAAAGACAAAGAAAAUGAAGAGACCAAAAAUGCAGUUAAAGAUAAAGCAGAGAUGGAUGUUGACUAA
Cotesia congregata is the source of this 622-nucleotide messenger RNA. The record is from the annotation of a GenBank genome assembly. Lineage: Eukaryota; Metazoa; Arthropoda; Insecta; Hymenoptera; Braconidae.